Exaiptasia diaphana is the source of this 3375-nucleotide messenger RNA. Its product is annotated as endoplasmic reticulum-Golgi intermediate compartment protein 3. The record is from RefSeq and is a predicted model, not a curated record. Gene Ontology annotation, cellular component: endoplasmic reticulum membrane; COPII-coated ER to Golgi transport vesicle; Golgi membrane. Lineage: Eukaryota; Metazoa; Cnidaria; Anthozoa; Actiniaria; Aiptasiidae. Gene Ontology annotation, biological process: retrograde vesicle-mediated transport, Golgi to endoplasmic reticulum; endoplasmic reticulum to Golgi vesicle-mediated transport.
UAAACAAUUUAUGCUUGAUUGAAGCUAAGCUUGCACAAAAGAGAAUUCGAAACUGGAGUAUUUUUUGUAGUUCUGUCACAAUAUUAUAUAAAAUUAUUUAGUAUUUUGUAGAAUAGAAUUCUUUAAAAGGCAUGUAGAUUUAUAUUACUAGACAAAGGUCGAGAUAUUUAUGCUAUUGUUAUUGGAGUGGACGCUAUAAAUCCAUGAAACAAAUGUUACUAAUUACUACUAGUGGUUAUUAGACAAUUCAAGACAAAGAAAUUAGCAUAGUUUGCAUCUAUUUUGUACUAUAAUUGUUGUUUCACAGAUUUAGAGAGUUCACUCUGGAAUAUAUUUGCUUGUAGGAUGUAGAAUUUUUCAUUUAUUAUUAUUUUUAAAAUAAGAAGAACUAAAGUGUUGUGGAAUAUAAGCUAACUCAGAGUCUCCUGAUAUUGCUACAUGCUUCAGGAUAAACAUUUCAAUAACUAAAAGAGCUGAAUUCAUAUAGGGGGAUGAAUCAAUGAUUAUUAAUUUAUUGACUCAGAUUUAUUUUUAUUCAGUUUUAUCCGGAUGCAUGCAUCAAUUUUAAAAGCAGAUAAAAGAUAAUUUACAAGUCUUAAUUUAAACAUUUUUUAACUUAUAAACUUAUGUUUUUCCACGAUAUUCCUUUUCGUGGAAUCUGMCAUUGACAUAGAAUUCUUUAAAAUGUUGACUUGACUWUUGCUUUUGUAGGCUGCAUGUAUAAAAUCAUUUGGCAGUGAACAUAGUACAUCUCAGUACUUCUUYAUAAGUUCCUCUYGUCCACUUGAAAGGCAGCCACAUACUUACAUCAAGGUGACACCAGCCYAAGUUUCAAAAAUUUKUUGUACUUUGAUKGUAAUAGUAUGGCUUUCUUUCAAGAUGAAGGUGAGAUCUGGAAAAGAAGUAUUUUCGCUUUAUUAGCGACCAUKAUGUUCACUUUUAAACAAUGUUUUUUAAGUUCUUUAAGACAGUAUUUAAUUUCCUAUCCCUGGAGUCCAACCCUUUCCAGCUUUCAGGAAAGAUUGUGGUCMUUGCAAUGAGUAGAGAUUAUCAAAUAGUAUACUUACAAAGAGUAUUGUUGAGAAGUAGAAUAGAUUAUAUAGCUAUUUCAAAAAGGUGAUUGUCAAAAGGCUAUUGCACGACUGAAAGUAGACAUGGGUUUCGCUUGGUGAAAUGAAAUAACAACUUUCAGUGAUUUGCAGUGUAAGAUGGUCUGUGGUAAACAUUAAGUCUAUGUAGGUGAAUAGGUUAAAUUUUGUUUAUCAAAACAGUGUAACCAUAGUCCCUUUCGGUCGUGCAAUGUCCCUUCAACAAUUGCUGUUUGCCAUUCUCCCCGACAACAUUUUUUAUAGCUGUAUACUUUAGUUAAUCAAAUUUCAUGGUCUUUUGGCAAGAUAAGUGUAUUUAGCUGUUCUCUGGUCCAUCUUAAGCAGUGACCUACAUAGAGGCCGUCUUACACAAGAAUCCCAAAAGAGGGCAGCUAUACAGGCUAAAAUUGACUGUGCAUUGUUUAACCUGUGCAACAAAGUAAGAAGAAAUACACUACAGUGAGAUUGCAGAAACUUUAUGAUAAAAAAGAUUAAAUCUGACAUAUUUUCAUCUUUGUUUUCUAAAGAAAUGUUUUGGAACUGAAUUAAAUUUCUGCAUUAUCGCACCUAGCUAAAUCUCACUGAUCUUUUCAAUGCAAAAGCAGUGCUACCUUUCAAGAUCGCAAAGGAAACUGCAUUGAACAUGACUUGCCAAUUUCCUUCUUACUAAAGUUGAGCUUACUGUUAUUAUAGUGAGGUACUUUAACCUGCAAAUUAAAUGACUUUGAAUUUGUGGGUGGAAUUGAUAUUCCCUUGUUAAUAUUAGAGUAAAGUGAGGACGAAACAGUUGGGUUGUUUGGGUUUCCUGUGCUGUCCUGACACAGGAGGCCCAAAUUUGAAACGAGUUUUAGAGUUCAUCAGUUUGUGGACUUCACUCUACCAUAAGUUAAUGAAACUAUAAAAAUUAUACUGGAUAUAAUUUUUAGCUAUUUAAUUUUGUAUAUCAAUAUAAGGUGUAAUUGUUGAAAUAAUAACUUUGACAUGGCUAAAACAAUAGCAGAAAAAAAAAUUGAUCAGAAAAAAAUAUUUGCUGAUGUAUCAAAUAACAAUAUAGUUAUUUUCAAGUUGAAUUGAGAAUAAAAUAUCUUUGCUUGCAAGUUGAGAGGUAUUGUGGGGACAUGGGGGGUGCGGUGUAAAUUUUUUGUUGGGCAUCCCCCCCCUGAAAAUGGUUAAAAUUCACGCAUGAGGACACAAAAAGUUUGUCUUAAGACUUAGUUUCAUGAUUUUGUUUGUAAAGAAAGACUAUACACCUCUAUACAAAAAGAAGCUAAGGGAAAAAWAUUAAUAAAAAAAGAACUGGGGAGGGGAGGAGAGAAUUCCUUUAUCAAACCCGCGCGCCACGCAUGCGCAUUUGAAGUUUUCCUGGCCGGUUUCUACAAUGUCUGAUAAUUCAAAAAUAUUCUUGUUAUAAGUAGUUGUUUUCGUUUCUWUUAAUCUAAAAAAUAACCAUGGAAUCUAAAGACCUUUUAAGUACUCUUAGACGAUUUGAUGCCUAUCCAAAGACACUAGAAGAUUUUAGAAUCAAGACAUUCGGAGGGGCUGCAGUUACACUUAUUAGCGGAGUUAUUAUGUUUCUUUUAUUUGUAUCUGAAUUAAACUAUUACUUAACGACUGAGGUAACUCCAGAACUGUUUGUAGAUACGACAAGAGGGCAAAAGCUUAAAAUUAAUGUAGAUAUCAGUUUUGCAAGAUUGCCUUGUGUUUAUCUUAGUAUAGAUGCUAUGGAUGUGUCUGGUGAACAACAGAUUGAUGUAGCAAGUCAUAUGUUAAAGAAAAGACUUAAUUUAGAUGGUGAACCUAUUGACGAAAAAGCUGAAAAAGAAGCUUGAUCCAAAUCGAUGUGAAAGUUGUUAUGGAGCUGAAACACCUGAAAAGAAUUGUUGCAAUAACUGUGAAGAAGUUCGAGAGGCUUACAGAAGAAAAGGAUGGGCUUUAGCUAGCAUCGAUGACGUUAAACAGUGUGUGCGUGAAGGCUGGAAAGACAAGCUACAGGAACAAAAGAAUGAGGGCUGUCAAGUGUAUGGAUACCUAGAGGUCAACAAGGUUGCAGGUAACUUCCACUUCGCACCUGGAAAAAGCUUUCAGCAGCACCACAUUCACGUUGCAACCAUUUGGUCAAACACAGUUUAAUAUCACUCAUAAAAUCAACCAUUUAUCAUUUGGCUAUGACUACCCUGGUAAAGAGUACCCAUUGGACAACACAGCCAUUGUUGCCGACGAGCCCGGCAGUAUGUAUCAAUACUUUGUGAAGAUUGUCCCCACAACUUAUAAUAAACUUAGUGGCGAG